Messenger RNA from Penicillium brasilianum, 5473 nucleotides. The record is from the annotation of a GenBank genome assembly. Lineage: Eukaryota; Fungi; Ascomycota; Eurotiomycetes; Eurotiales; Aspergillaceae.
CUCUUAUCGCGCUCCCUUCUCUCCCUCUCCUUCUCCCUCUCUCUCUCUCUCUCUCUCUCUCUCUUACUUCACUUGUUACUUGGCCUCGGGUCGAUCGAUCUCCAAAGCUUUUAUACUCAACUAUUCUACGCACUUGCUGGAUCUGUCAUCCAGCUGGUGCUGUGUGUCGUCUAUCAGCCUUAUCUGAGCUUCCCCGCGUAUCGAGAGCGUCUCCGCUCCAGAUACGCAGUAUCCUAGCACCCCCUCAAACCACUAAACACCCCACGACCAACAGGAACAGAGACCUUGUAUAGUCCCGACCCCUCUUCGUGUACUUCAGCUAGCCCCCCACCUCAGUGAAUCGGCCGACGGUGUCAACCCCCUCCGUUCUCAGACCUUACCACAGGUCUUGAGAGCGGUUAUCCCGUGCUCGAGAACUUCCCUCUAGCCUCAUUUUUCUGAGGCAACCGACUUCUUGAAUGCCCCCGGCAGCCCCUGACGACUUGAUCCGCCAGCACAGCCGGUCUUUAGAAGACGAUCGCUCAGCGCCCACCCUGUCCGGCCCAAGCAACACCAUUCUGGAGCAUGAGCCAAGUGGGAAAAGCAAGAAGAAGAAGAAUGGUAAAAAGGCCAAGGGGGGCAAGGCAGCGCCCGAAGCACCCCCAGAGGAUUUAAUCCCUGCAGUUCCCGCCCUGGAGGAGCCUCUCUCCUUUCCAGAUCCAGAUCCAGAGGCAGAGGCAGAGGUAGAUGUAAACCCUCCACUGGACCAUCAUGAUCCCCUUCCCGUAGCCUCGCCCGUCCUCGAUGCUCUCGGGUCAAUCGGGGAAACGGCAGAGAACGACCUGACGACUAGGACGGAUAGCUGGGCACAGGCAGUACCCUAUGGCAAGAGUCCACCCACCGAUUUGAUGGAUGGGGAGCUCCCCAAUGAAUCUCCACUCAACUUUCCAACCAUUCAGGAACGUGGUGGCUUCAGUCUACCCUCGUCCGCAUCGCCACCGACUCGCAUUCGACCGUUCAGUUACGGGAGUGGGUAUCGGAGCAAUAUUCAAUCGCGCCAGCAGUCGGUCGAUCGACGAAAGAGUCAUUCCUACGGAAGCCCGAUGAGCAACCUAGCCCCGCCUCCACAUCUACCCCAGGCUCAUUUCUAUGGUGCUCCUGAGAUCGACCUUCCUACCCAGAAUCGUCCCGGUGAUGGCGCCUACUCCUUCUGCAGCUUUGACACCCUGCCGAGCAUGUCCGUCAAGACUCCACGGACGGCUUUGAAUGUGCUCGUGGUCGGGACCGACGGUGCAGUCGAGGUGCUUGCCGUUGAGGAUCGUCGCACUCGAUUGGUUGGGCAGAUCAAUGGGUUAAAUGGCCGGGUCCUCGAAGCGAAGAUCCUGUCUGGAAAUCAAUAUCCCGAUGCAGGCACUACGUCUCAACCACACGUGGCUAUUGUCUUGCACGGGCCAAUGCCGCCUGGCGAAGAGGAAGGUCGGGUGUCUGCCGCUGCCUCGGAUGUGAACGAGGUUCCUCCUUCGAUGGCGCGGGGCUAUUCGGGUGAGCGGCGAUCUGUGAGAGGAGAGCCUACAAGUUACCAAACCCGGGUGGAGGUAUAUUCUCUCCGAUCUGGUGAGCAUGUAGCGACCCUAUUUUCCAGCAAACCAGUGCCAUCACCAGGGAAUAUUCCGGGCCUUCCUUCCUUGGCACCGGGCCCGGUGGGUAGCUUGAGACUUUUCCACAGCGGGAACCACGUUAUUGUUGCUUCUGGGAUUAGUGGAGAGGUGUAUGCCUUCAAAUACACCUUAACGGGUGCCUAUCAGUGUCUGGGAAAGACCUGGACCAAUGUUCAGCUUGGAGAAGCACGACGAUACUCUACCUCGUCAAGUUCUACCGAUGCGGACGGGUCUCACCAUGAUCUUCCAAGAACAUUUGCCAGGGAGCGACCGGUCUUGGCCCUUCAAGGAAGAUGGCUAGCGAUUGUGCCUCCCUCUUCUCACAGAGCCUCCAUCCAAGGAACAGUCCCCGCACAUUUGAUGCACCCCAGAGCUCAAGGAAUGGAGACCCGCAGUCCGUCAACCGUGCCAUCUGUGAACUGCGCUACAGAUGCAGGCGACGGCGAAAGCUUCCUCGACAAGGUUGCCCGAGGUGUCACUCAGGAGCUGGUCAAAGGUGCCCGCUGGAUGGGUGAUCAAGGACUUCAGGCGUGGAACAACUAUUGGAACAAUGGGCAAUCUUCCACUCCAAGCACUCCACCACUCCGACCUACUCGGGGCCCAGACUCCCCCGGACAGGGCUAUGGACUGUUCCCGCCUACACACUCCUUGGAUACCCAGGUCACGUCAUCGCCGGAGCCCGAUGCGGUCUCGAUUAUCGAUCUCAAAAGAUUUGAUGAUGGCCUGGAUGCAAAAGCAGCAUCUCUCAAUCCCGUGGCAACAUUUCAGGUUCCCAACGGCUGUAGCUUCCUAUCACUCUCCCCCAAUGGGUUGAUGCUCUUCACCGCAAGCAAGAAGGGUGAUGUGCAAUAUGUCUGGGAUCUAAUGCAGCUCAAGCACUGCCGUGCCAUGGCGUUCUUGGCCGACGACCAGGGUGGCCACAGUCCCAACGUCCGACAGGUUGCUCGAUAUGCGCGACUAACCACUUCGAGCAUCGUGGACGUAAUCUGGACGGCCCCAGUCGGGGAUCGAUUGGCUGUCAUCACGCGGAAGGGAACUGUGCAUGUCUUCGACUUGCCUCGAAGUGCAUUCCAGUGGCCUCCUUUCCGUCGAGCUCGUCCAACCGCUAAGAAAUCGCCAACCGUGGAUCCUACAGGUGAUGAGUUGUCGGGUCCAGCAGCGGCUGGAAACCCACUUUCUGCGGCUAUGACCUUCAUGGGCGGGAAGACACAGCCAUUCCUCUCUGCAGUACGAGGUCGCGUUCAGUCUACUGGUAGCGGUUUCCCUCAUGUGAGCGGAUUUGCUCUGCCAACUGCGGCUAGCAUCAAAGGUGGCAAGGUCGUUGCAGCAGGACUGAGCAAGUCCAUGGGGGCGGCAGCCACGGGGACUGUACAGACCCUCCGGCAUGUCGGCGAGAACCGACUUCACCUGUCAGGGCUCGCAAGGGACCCGGCUCCGUCUCGGGUGAUUUGGAUCUUUAACAAGGGACAUAUCUUCAUGGGCCUGGUGGAUGAUGGACAGUUCAAACUGUAUCGUCUAAAGCGAAGCACUUCUACCAACAAGAAUCGUCAGUCAUAUUCUGUCAUUGGAAGCAAAGAUGUCCAAUUUAGGCUGCCUGCCAAUAUGCAGAGUAUCUGUGGCCCGGCGCCUCUUGUGCCUUACGAUCCUGAGAAGGUCGUUCAGGCAUCCCUCCUCUUGCCCUCUGCCAGCUCCCAGCCUAGCAGUACGGGCAAGGCCUUUUGCCAGCCGCUAUCUCAGGCUGAGAUUGAGACCAAUACACCCUACCAACCAUUCCACACGGAUCAGCGUGUGAGCCUCCACGUUUACCCUAGUGAUAGCAAAGCACAGGUGCCUAGCGGUCAGUGGGUUUUUGGCGACGACAUCCCGACAACUAAGGUGCAUGUCCGAUCGUACAAUACCAGUGGUGAUGACCAAGAUGGCGAGGCCGAUGAGGAUGCUGCCAUCCGCGGCGAGUCCUUUGGGGCCGGUGGAGAGAUGGAGAAUCUCAUCACUCUUGGUAAUAGUACCGGCAAUGUUGAAGAAGUGGUCAUUACCACUCGCCGGAAGAAGAAACACUCUACUCCUCUCAGGGCGGAUGACGGAUUUUUCGAGGAUGACUGCGAAGUCCUGGACUUUGCACGGGAUCGGGUUUGAAUUGAUUUUCAUUCUCUUCUCGUUUAUUACGUGAGAACCGGGUUUUCUUUUUUUGGUGUUUUUUGGGGGGGGGUUUUCCACUACUUUUUGAUGAUUAUCCAGUGUUUUAGAUUUUUGCCUGCGCGGCGUUGGAGAAUUGCAGCCGGAGUUUGUCCCUUGAUUUCCGUCUCGAUCCUUCCCAGAUGGAACCAGACCUAUGAAAUUGCAUUACAUACAUGUUGGCUUGUCUUGUUUUUUCUUUUUUGGGUGCACUUGCUAUCUGAUCAUCUUUUCCUUUGGUAUUGUCUCGAUGACUUUUUUUCGUUUUUUUUUUGGCACUUUUCUCACAGAAACCCAAAUACCCAAACCAUGUACUGAUCGUUGUUCUUGGCAUUCUAUAGACUGGAGGACAUGUCAUGCUUUUUUCCUUUCUUGUUUCCUGUCUCGGACACUCGAGACGACUGUCUCUACCGAUGACGUUUCCCUUUCCGUUGGCGUCGGAGAGUUUUGAUCAGAAUGGUCUUUUCUCAUUUCUUGUCUUUUUGACGCUUUCCUGCACAUUGAGCUCUACUCUCGUCUCUCGCUGGAAGCUCGAAACGGCUAUACUCUGAACAUGAAUCAAUCAAUGCAACCAGUGGGGCUACAACACCCCAUGGUAUUCAAGAUAGACAGCCCCGCACCUUUUAAAUUCGUAAAUUGCAUCAUCUAUAAGUUGGCACCUCUACACGGUAGCUCUACUAUAAGCCCCUUCCUAUACAGCGCCAGCAGUCGCAACCUCCAUCUCCUCCUCCCACCACCCCCUAAAAACCUUCAAUCUCUCCGUCCUCACCCUCGCCAUUCCCUUGCCAGUCUCCGUCUUCAUCAUCCCCUCUAACCUCUCCAACUUCUCCACAAAAUGCUCUAUACAAUUCCCCAUCUCCCACCCAUUCUCCCCCGCAAAUUUCUUGCCCUGGGCCCCGAGAAACGUAAACGUCCGCCCGAUCCCAACCGCCCCGAUGGCAUCUAGUCGAUCCGCAUCCUGCACGAUUGCUAGCUCCGGGUACCCGUCCUCGUCGAUAAGCCGACGGAUCAACGCGGGGUCUUUACACUCGGUCGUGUAGGAGACGUGGGAGACCACCAUUUGGACUUUCGCAGCUAGUUCCGCGGGAGCCCCGUGGUUGAGCAGGGCUAUUUGGACCAUCGUUUUAGGAUCGACGUCGACCUGCUCGCUGGUGGGUGCCCCGGAUUUGGACUCGUUGCUCGCAGAUGCAAGUGUGGGGAGAUACUUCCUGUCGCCGAUGUCGUGGAGCAGAGCGGCUAGUUUGACGACUGCUGGGUCGAGGGGUCGGGUGGGGAGGGCGGUGGCCUCGGCUUCUAGGAUUGUGUUUGCGAGGUUUGCGACGCGGUGGACGUGGGCGGGGUUGUGGGAGGGGUCGUGGCCCGACAUGCAGGUGUUGACGAAGGUGGUCAUGGAUGCGUAGAGGGUUUGGAAUUCCGGGCUGGUGAUGUCCAUUUUUGCGGGGUUGUUUGGUGAAGAGUCCGGUUGGGGACGGUAUUGCGAAGACGAGGGUUGGAGUGGAGUAUAUAUGAGGGGGGAUGUGCUUAGAUGCGAGGCUCUUUGUGGGAUAGGUCGAGAUAUGUAAGUGUAGAAAUGGGUGUGAACUUCACAGAGGGGAGAGAUAUAUCCUGGCGAUUGCCCGUAACCUAAGAUCAGCAGAAACUUUCUUCCCCGCAGUAAACAACGC